GAAAUAAGAGGACAACGGUAAUUGCUGUAGUCGUGGGGGCGGGACUAGCAGGAUAUGCCCCACGUGGAUUGGACCUGGAGAUUUUGACGUCAUCCACGAGGCGUGGUCAUGUCUAAUAAAGCCGAGUCGGCGCUGCACCUGCAGUAAGUUCCACCGCAGUUAGAGUUCCGGGUGGCUCGCGUGAGGCGGAGCUCGGCAGUUCCGUCUACUUCAGCCGCAGCGUCUCCCCGCCUGUCUCAUUGCAUUCUCCAGAGAGGGGACGGACCUCCACUUCUUCUUUCAGAAAAAUGUCUGCUCCAGCUCAGCCACCUGCUGAAGGGACAGAAGGGGCUGCCCCAGGUGGGGGUCCUCCUGGUCCUCCUCCCAAUACGACCAGUAACAGACGAUUACAGCAAACCCAGGCACAAGUGGAGGAGGUGGUGGACAUCAUGCGCGUGAAUGUGGACAAGGUCUUGGAGAGGGACCAGAAGUUGUCAGAGCUGGAUGACCGAGCUGACGCCUUGCAGGCGGGAGCGUCACAGUUUGAGAGCAGUGCUGCCAAGCUAAAAAGGAAGUAUUGGUGGAAAAACUGCAAGAUGAUGAUCAUGCUGGGAGCUAUCUGUGCCAUCAUCGUGGUAGUAAUUGUAAUCUACUUUUUUACUUGAGAAUGUGCCAUCCCCUCCCUGUUCUCCAUUGCCAUCCAAGCUCAUGUUUCCCCUCUGUUUGCUCUCUCAACAAAGUCCUCCGUCUUCCGUUCUCCAUCCUGGCCCAGGCUUCUCUGUGAUCCGACCUUCCCUUUUUGUUGCAUUCAUUCGCACUCUUCCUCAAAACUAGAAAUGCUGCUCGUGGCACAGUCCUGAAAGUCACUGCCCGAAGAGAACACCCAGCACCUCCUCUUUACCCAUUUAUCGUGUGCCCUGGAGCUUAAACGAGUUGUGGCCAAGGGAAGGAGGGGGACGGGAAUGGCAGAGGUGAAGUGUCUGAGAAGUUAGCAUGGCUGAGGGGAAGAGAAAGGCAUUUGUGUCCAAGAAAGGCUGGCCUUUGGCAGGAGGGGAGCAAGAAUAGUUGGAAAGUAGUAGCUUGCUGCCAGCGUAUAUGUAUAUGUAUAUGUAUAUGUAUAUGUAUAUGUAUAUGUAUAUGUAUAUGUAUAUAUUAGUUGGGAACUAUGACCUGUUGUCCUCAUUUGGAACUUUCCUCCCAUACCAGGCCUGUCUUGGGUCCCAGAGGUCUGUUUAAAGACCAACUUCAAAUCCCUUUUAGAAAAACAUCAAACUUGCAUUUUGUAGCUACUGUUAUCUGUCAGUACAAGAUUUUCUGUGUCUUUGGGGAACUUUACAGCUUUUUGCUUUGUCUCUAUAGCCCUAGGAGAGAAGUACUUUCUGAUUUUAAAAACAGCAGGACACUCUUACCUUCUUCUAGAAGGCGUCCCACAUGCUUCUGACUAGAAGGAGCUACCACCUCUGCAUGUCAUCUGAAGCAUUUGAUGUUGUUCAUGAAGGCACCAAAUAAUUUCAGGGCAUGAGGGGCUUUGAGGAUAACAGGCUCUCAGGAACACGCUCCAUGCCAUCCCACUCACCAAUGAAAGCCCUGUACCUCCCUUGUUGAUUAAGAGAAAUGAGAGUUACAUGGUAAGACUCCCAGGGUCCCACAGAACACUUCCCCCUGCACUACCCUGUGUGUAAGACAAGGAGGAGGCAGGAGGGCCUUUCCAGAUUCAGCUCAGACUUGGAUAGCGGGGUCUAGGCUGUGUCAGGUGUACUGUGCACUGCUGUGUGGCAUGGGCCUCGCAUCCGCAGCUGCCUGCCAUGCUUCCUUCAGUUCUCUCUCUGCAGCUGCCGUGCCCAUCCAUCCUGCAUCACCUCCUUCCUUUCCCUCCCUUUGCAUGCUCUGUGUGCAGACUCUGGAACCGAGGACAGGAGCUGCUCAGUCUGUUUCGGGAGCUUCUGCUGAGCCUCAGGAUAGGAUGCUGCAUGGGAUAAAGCCAGGUGCUGGGGUGGGAGCAGGGCGGGAGCAGGAGGGGGUGUUCUCAGGCCUCUAUUCCUGCUGCCCUCUGGUCCACGAGCAGGAAGAGGUGGGCCGUGCGAGGCUGGGUGCCCACUUCCCAUGAAGCAGCAUUUCAUUCUGCAGAACCAUCCUUCCGUCCCCUUGCCCAUUUCCCACGUUUCCUUCGUGCUGCCUCAGGGCAGGACUGAAGAGCUGGAAGGAAGCAGUCAGUGUACCCUCCCAACGUUCCCUGAAGGUCUCCACUAGACUCUGGGCUUCCCUUUGCCUAGUGCAGGGGUCACCGCUGGAGAAGAACCAACACUGUCCUCGGUGUGUUCCAAGCCUGGAGCCAGUUUACCCUGUUGGCCCACCCAGCCCCAGCGGGGGAUUAUUUCCUGGGUUUCUGUCCCUCCAAGGCUUACCAGGUGUAGUUGGCUUUGUUCUUCUGGGGGUGUUAGUCCUUCUACUUUCUUUCUCACUUCACCCUGGACCCCCUUCUGUGUCUCUGCAGUCUUCUGUCCCUCCCACCCAUGUGCAUGAGCAAAUAUGCAACUUACCUUGGGAUCUGCAGUCAGUUGAAGCCAAGCUUCCCACAUCCUCUUUGUUUGCCAUGAGGUGAUGUGGGGUUUCCAUUGUGUCUGUCAUUACCACUGUGUCUUUCCUAACCCAGUCUCACAGUUUAUGUAUAGUAGUAAGAGUUGUCCUUCCACCAAAGGCAUGUGACAGAUUUACCAAUCUCAUGUAUUCUCAACAAAGGCGAAAAAUACAAAUUCCUACCACAACAUGGA
This is a messenger RNA of Rattus rattus (black rat), 2750 nucleotides long. RefSeq names its product vesicle associated membrane protein 1 (gene Vamp1). The transcript is spliced from 5 exons. The record is from RefSeq and is a predicted model, not a curated record. Gene Ontology annotation, molecular function: SNAP receptor activity; syntaxin binding. Gene Ontology annotation, biological process: SNARE complex assembly; vesicle fusion; vesicle-mediated transport. NCBI's taxonomy places the organism in Eukaryota, Metazoa, Chordata, Mammalia, Rodentia, Muridae. Gene Ontology annotation, cellular component: plasma membrane; SNARE complex. Bases 288 to 644 code for a protein of 118 amino acids.